Messenger RNA from Hydractinia symbiolongicarpus, 1702 nucleotides. Its product is annotated as hemicentin-1-like. The record is from RefSeq and is a predicted model, not a curated record. The transcript is spliced from 8 exons. Bases 137 to 1126 code for a protein of 329 amino acids. NCBI's taxonomy places the organism in Eukaryota, Metazoa, Cnidaria, Hydrozoa, Anthoathecata, Hydractiniidae.
AAACUAUUAAUUCAUUAAAGAUACAAUAGUGAAAGCAAUUAAUUUUAAUUGAUGAACACUCCAUGCAAGCACUUUGUUGAUGCUGUAAACAAAACACAUGAUAAAGCACGAAGUCUGAAAUGUGGAUCAAAGUCGAAUGUUAGAAAGAUCCUUCUUAAAAAAUAUGACACAUAUUUUGUUUGAUUUGUUACUCGCACUGAGCUUAUACCACACUGUACAUACUUUAAGUAAUACUUUAAAUCAACCUCAUGGAAGUCUUAACGUCACAAUUCCGACGAAAACAACAGCAACAACAACAACAACGACAACAACAACGACAACAGCGACAACAACAACAAAAAAAAUGCCCCGAUCAAAAUAUGCGUUUGUCUCUCAAUCAGUGAAAAAUAUCUACAACAUCACUACCUUCAUCGGUGGAAAAUCUCUGCUGGAUUGUGAAAUCAUGUCUGUUUAUCAGAGACCUCGGAUAACGUGGAUUAAAGAUAGUAAACCGCUAAAAGAAAGAAAUUUUAGGUUUUACUACGAUGAUCAUCUAAACACAACAUUUUCCUUGAAAUUUGUAAACAUGAUGCUGACUGAUGUAGGAAAAUAUGAAUGUCUUGUUGGAAAUAAAAAUGAAGUGAAAAUCAAGAAAACCUUUCAUAUUGUAAUAAAUGAACCAGAGAAGAAUAAAAAAUUAUUUGUCAAAUCGUUGGAGCCAAGAGAUAGUGUGAUAGAAGUUGGAGAAACAAUAAAGUUGACAUGCAAAGCACGUGGUGGAAACGAUAUCCCUAAAUUUUUCAGAUGGGACCGCAAACCAACGAAAAAUGGAAAAGAUAAAUCUGAAACUUUAAAAGUUGACCAAUGUUCCGGGUCUAGUGUUUUGGAAAUAAACAAUGCAGCGGUAGGUGAUUCUGGUGUAUAUCUUUGCUUCAUUUCAAAUCGAAGAGGAUAUGUGGUUGUCAGCACAAGAGUUACAGUCAAGGAAUCAUCACCAAAUUAUUUGGCAAUUAUUGUUCCCAUUGUAUCAAUCAUUCUUGUCGUAAUUCUUGGUGUAGUAAGUGUGUUCUUAUGGAGAAUAUAUAAAAGGCGUGGACGAAGAAAAAGAACGCAUUCCUAUCAUUAUACAAGCACAUCUGAUAGCUGAUUGGCCAAUGAUGAUGUAAGCCAAGAGUGUAUUGGCUAAUGCAGAUGUACGACUCGUUUAAAGAGUGAUAUAGCUUCUUUAAAAAUUUAGACAAACGUCAAGAAGGAGGAAAGGAAAGAACGGAAGGGAAAAUUGGAUCCGACUGUUACACACAAAAAAGUGUUUUUACAUAGUAGUAUAACAAGAAAUUGUAGAAUUUUUUGUACAUAAGUUAAAUAAAUAUUUAUAUAAUAAUCAGUAGUGCAGGCGAUAUCUAUCGGCGAAAGUGAAAAUUUGGACCAAACGGGAUUCGAACCAGAGACCAUUAGGUUAGCGGACCACUGCUUUUCCAACGGAUCUAUCGGUUUAACAGUGAGACGAGUUUGCAAUUGCAUUUUCUCUCAUUACAGUCGCACCAGGGACAAGCUUUCACUUCCACCAAUCACGGCCACCUACCAAGCUGCGUGUUUCAGUACAUUACCUUUUUCAGCCCAUAUAUACUUUUGUCUUUUGUGGGUACAGUUAUAUACACGGAUUUAGAAUAAAAAAUAUGUAUGUAAAAUUAUUCUCUUUAAAUUUCACAAAUUCAAAAAAUUA